AUGGCCGAAUUCGUUCGCGCGCAGAUCUUUGGAACGACGUUCGAGAUAACCUCGAGAUACUCGGACCUCCAGCCCGUUGGCAUGGGAGCUUUUGGUCUCGUCUGCUCCGCCAGGGAUCAGCUCACGAACCAAAAUGUCGCUGUCAAGAAGAUUAUGAAGCCUUUCAGCACUCCCGUCCUCGCCAAGCGCACCUACCGUGAGCUCAAACUGCUCAAGCACCUCCGACAUGAAAACGUUAUUUCUCUGAGCGACAUCUUUAUCUCUCCCCUCGAAGACAUGUAUGCGAUUCCAUCCACCCGUGCCCCUUCGCAGACCAUGCUGACCGGUCGCAGCUAUUUCGUCACCGAGCUCCUAGGAACCGACCUUCACAGACUUCUCACGUCGAGACCACUUGAGAAACAAUUCAUCCAAUACUUUCUGUACCAAAUCAUGCGCGGUCUCAAGUACGUCCACUCGGCCGGCGUCGUUCACCGUGACCUGAAGCCCAGCAACAUUCUUGUCAACGAAAACUGCGAUCUCAAGAUUUGCGACUUUGGUCUCGCCCGAAUCCAAGACCCGCAGAUGACGGGUUACGUUUCCACCAGAUACUACCGCGCCCCCGAGAUUAUGCUCACAUGGCAAAAAUACGACGUCGAGGUCGACAUUUGGAGCGCUGGUUGCAUCUUUGCCGAGAUGCUCGAUGGUAAGCCCUUGUUCCCGGGCAAAGAUCACGUCAACCAGUUUUCCAUCAUCACCGAGCUUCUCGGUACGCCGCCCGAUGAUGUCAUAAACACCAUUGCCAGCGAAAAUACGCUACGAUUCGUCAAGUCGCUACCCAAGCGCGAACGCCAGCCACUUCGCAACAAGUUUAAGAAUGCAGACGAUUCUGCAAUCGACUUGAUGGAGCGCAUGCUCGUCUUUGACCCCAAGAAGCGCAUUACGGCUGCUGAGGCGCUUUCGCACGACUAUCUUGCCCCAUACCACGAUCCCACUGACGAACCCGUCGCGGAGGAAAAGUUUGACUGGAGCUUCAAUGACGCCGAUCUUCCUGUGGACUCGUGGAAGAUCAUGAUGUACUCUGAGAUCCUUGAUUACCAUAACGUGGAAGCCGCGUCCGGGCUAGAAGAUGGCUCCGUUCCAGCACAAUAG
Cordyceps fumosorosea ARSEF 2679 is the source of this 1128-nucleotide messenger RNA. RefSeq names its product mitogen-activated protein kinase. The transcript has 8 exons. The record is from RefSeq and is a predicted model, not a curated record. Gene Ontology annotation, molecular function: MAP kinase activity; ATP binding. Lineage: Eukaryota; Fungi; Ascomycota; Sordariomycetes; Hypocreales; Cordycipitaceae. The coding region runs from base 1 to 1128 and encodes 375 amino acids. Gene Ontology annotation, cellular component: cytoplasm; nucleus. Gene Ontology annotation, biological process: stress-activated MAPK cascade; cellular response to oxidative stress; protein phosphorylation.